AUGAACGAUCGGAGUAGUCGUUCUCACAGUUGCGUGAAGGUUCAUGUUCGAGGAAGAGACUUGACAUCAGGGACAAUUCUUCACGGUUGUUUGCAUUUGGUUGAUCUAGCAGGAAGUGAAAGGGUUGACAAAUCUGAGGUGGUAGGAGAUAGAUUAAAAGAGGCACAACAUAUCAACAAGUCUCUUUCUGCUUUAGGGGAUGUGAUAUCUUCUCUUGGGCAAAAGAAUUCACAUGUUCCCUAUAGAAACAGUAAGCUUACACAGUUGCUUCAAGAUUCACUUGGAGGGCAAGCUAAGGCGCUGAUGUUUGUUCAUAUCAGUCCGGAUCCUGAUGCUACUGGAGAAACACUUAGCACACUUAAAUUUGCUGAACGGGUGUCCACUGUCGAGCUUGGUGUUGCUCAAGCAAAUAAAGAUAGUCCUGAUGUCAGGAAGUUAAAAGAACAGAUUGCUAGUCUCAAGGCGGCUUUAGCUAGAAAAGAGGGAACAGGUCACCUUCAGCAGUCCAGAUCCAACAGCGCUGAAAGACUCGGUGUGAUGUUUGAAGGCAAUUCUCCUUCACAUCCUAAUUGGCAGAGUGCAGGAGAUAUGUCUGGCAAUUCCAUGCAACCCAUGGAGGAUGUUGGCAACGUAGAGGUCAGAAACAACUAUGGAUCAAAGGUAAGAAGGCAAAGCUUUGAUCUCCAAAACUUUUUAAUUAAUUCACCUCCCUGGCCACCCGCUGGCAGUCCUAGAUUGCAGGACGACAAGAAAGAAAUAGGUUUUGGCAAUUGGAUUGACAAGGUCAUGGUGAAUAAGCAAGACGGUGUGACCAAAUAUGAAAAACAUUUAAGAGGCUGGGAAGAAGAUAGCAGUCGGUCGCCCGAGAUGUUCUGUCAGAGAUAUUCACUUGACUCUUCAAAGAUAGACACGGACAAAUCUGUAAGCAGAUUUUCAGGCAACAGAAAAGAAAGCCAAGAUCAUGAUGUUAAUAGGAAUCGUCAUGAGAUGGCUAUCAUCAGUGAUUCUGAUGACUUGGAGGCUGCAACUAGCGAUUCUUCUGAGGUGGACUUCACUUUGCAACUCAACACUCCCGAAGUCAUGAACGUCUCAAAUGGGGUGGCAUCUAAAAUUAAGAGGCCUAGUCCAAAGCAAACCAAGAGACCAGAAAUAAGUAGGAGCCUAAUUCCAGCACCACCAUCAAGGAGGCUAUCUAUUGGGGGUAAUUCAACAUUUAACAAGACUGAGAGGCAGUCGAUUUCUGCUGAUGGGAAGCGAAAAACAGGGAGUGGGAAGUGAAAAUGUAUUUAAUGCAACUAGUCUCUACUGAGGGAAGUGGUUUUGUGGGGUUGUCUUCUUUUUCCUUUAACUGUGAAUUAGUUAGGUAGGGAAGACAGAGACAGUGAGAGAGUGAAGAGGUGUUCGCAAAUGGAGUUGGCGAAGAUUCCAGUUGCCAACGUUUCUGCGGUAGUGAUCCUAAGCUCAUUGACAGGUUUUGAUUGUCUACACGGGUGUUGAUUCAUUUGCACGUGUUUUUGUUUUUGUUGUAAAAUGAAAAAAGGGCAAACGGAGAAAGAGAGAUUGUAUAUAUCGUCUAUAUGUUCAUUCUGUAUAGUGCAUCCUCUUGACGGUGUGGUUGAACACUAACCCACCCUGAUUUCCUUUCUGGAUCACGUUAUGAAUUAGAAGAAAAAAG
Ilex paraguariensis (yerba mate) is the source of this 1675-nucleotide messenger RNA. The record is from the annotation of a GenBank genome assembly. NCBI's taxonomy places the organism in Eukaryota, Viridiplantae, Streptophyta, Magnoliopsida, Aquifoliales, Aquifoliaceae.